CUCACAAGCAGCGGCGCGGAAAUGUCAGUGCCUUGCAAACACCCAUCCAGCCAUGCGUCGACGGCGAUCAGACGAGCUUCCGCGACUUGAGAAGAAGCUGGCAUGGCCGUCAUUCCGCAUGCGCCGUCAAUACGUGUACUACAUCAUCGGCUUUGUAUUCGCAUGUUGGGUGCUGUACCCAACCCACAAGCCCGUACCCGAGACGGUUGGUGUCGUCAAGAUCAACUGGUCAAACUAUGCAUACAGCGUCUAUGCAACCGAUAGCGCAUCGCUCUGUCACGCCGUGAUGGUGCUCGAUGCGCUUGGUCGGUUUGGUAGCAAGGCGGACCGUGUUCUCUUUUACCCUGAGCAUUGGGACACGACUGUAGAGAGCUCCAGAGACCGAGACAGUCAGCUGCUCAAUUUGGCACGCGAUGUCUACAAAGCCAAGCUGUAUCCUGUCAAACCGCUUCAGGUCGCCGGUCGAACAGAGACUGAGUGGCUAUGGGAUGAAACAGUUACCAAGCUGAUGGCUUUUUCUCUCGAGUACUACGACCGUGUCAUCUCUCUGGAUUCAGACAUUACGCUUCUCAGCCCUCUCGAUGAGCUCUUUCUCCUCCCUCCUACGCCAAUAGCCAUGCCGCGUGCAUACUGGACCGACAGCAAGCCCUGGCCAUUGUCGACGAAGCUUAUGGUGAUUCAACCUAAUGCGAAACAGCUGGAAAAAUUCAAAAUACUCAUGGAAGGCGGUGGUGACAGCAUGCUGGUCAGGAUGCAUCGAUACGACAUGGAGAUUUUGAACGAACGAUAUGAGGAGAGUGCGUUGGUUUUGCCACACCGCCCGUAUGCUCUUCGCACGGCAGAGUUCCGAAAGCAUGAGCAUGCAGACUACUUGGGUGACGCCGACGAGAAAUGGGAUGCCGAGAAAGUUUACAAAGAAGCCAAAGUCAUACAUUUUAGCGACCAUCCAUUGCCACCGCCAUGGUUCACAUGGCCUGGCGGCAGUGUCUCGGAGAUGCAACCCGACUGCAGGGGGAACGGCGAAGGAAGCUGCGCUGAAAGACGGAUAUGGACGGGUUUGUACCAAGAUUUUCAGAACCGUCGCAGGGACGUCUGCAAACUACUGAGCGUUCCCGCGGCCCCAUGGGCUUUGCUCAAGCAGCAGGCGGGAUUCAAUACGACAAGUACCGAGCAUGUUGCGCCUCAAGCGUCCAGCUGAAUGAUUGCACUUGCGAUGAUGCAAUAGUACUUGAGCGUAAGGGCUCCGCGGUGCUCCGAUCGUAUAAUUGGACUCGGCCCACAUAGUAAGCAGGCAUACACGGAGGUAACUUUAUCAAAGGUAAAAACAAAUGCCACGGAUGUCGAGAGCCAAUCACUUGGACUAUGAGGACAUUUCUUACAGCAUAGAUUAACGGCACUGGUGACACGAAUACUCAAUCGAGUCAGCUAGGCGGUAUACAUACACCUACUCGCA
Molecule: messenger RNA, 1453 nt
Organism: Bipolaris sorokiniana ND90Pr
Lineage: Eukaryota; Fungi; Ascomycota; Dothideomycetes; Pleosporales; Pleosporaceae
Product: glycosyltransferase family 8 protein
Exons: 2
Coding region: 53-1198 (381 amino acids)
Molecular function (GO): glycosyltransferase activity
Source: RefSeq, a predicted model, not a curated record